AAACGAUUCAAAGAUACCAUUUUUGUUACUCGUUCUUUGGGUAUUCAGCUACGGUGGAUCGGCUCCCUUUGCAUAUUUCGGGACUCACGGGACGGAUUGGAACGCGAAGUUCCUCUCACGAGUAGUGUGUACAGGUAUGCACUUCUAAAUCUUGCGGCAAGUGCUGCCGUUGAUGACAGGGUCGGCUGUCUUCCUGCCAGAAAUCCCUCCCAGAUCAAGCCGUGUACUAUCCAGACUGAGUGGCUUGAGACCAUAACAACGCCGCCUACCAUCUCUACCACAACUUUUUCUGGGAGUUUGCUUUUGCUGGAAUGCCCCUAAUUACUUCUGGCCCCAAGAAUCCUUCAUUUAGGAGGCACACAACUAUUCUGGGGAUGCAACGAAUUAGCCGCACGUGAAAGCCAUCCAUAUGGCAGGCCACCAAGCACG
Messenger RNA from Cladophialophora psammophila CBS 110553, 429 nucleotides. RefSeq lists its product as uncharacterized. The annotation marks the transcript as partial. The transcript is spliced from 2 exons. NCBI's taxonomy places the organism in Eukaryota, Fungi, Ascomycota, Eurotiomycetes, Chaetothyriales, Herpotrichiellaceae. The record is from RefSeq and is a predicted model, not a curated record.